AUGGAGACUUUGUAUCGCGUCCCAUUCUUAGUGUUCGAAUGUCCCAACCUAAAGCUGAAGAAGCCGCCCUGGGUGCACAUGUCGUCGGCCAUGACGGUAUAUACCUUGGUGGUGGUCCACCGAGCCCGGCUGGUGGUGGUGUCUUACUUCCUCAUCACCGGAGGAAUAAUUUAUGAUGUUAUUGUUAAACCUCCAAGUGUUGGCUCUAUGACUGAUGAACAUGGGCAUCAGAGACCAGUAACUUUCUUGGCCUACAGAGUAAAUGGACAAUAUAUUAUGGAAGGACUUGCAUCCAGCUUCCUGUUUACAAUGGGAGGUUUGGGUUUCAUAAUCCUGUACCAAUCCAAUGUACCAAAUAUUCCAAAACGCAAUAGAUUUCUUCUUCUAUUCAUUGGAUUCAUCUGUGUCCUAUUGAGUUUUUUCGUGGUUAGAGUAUUCAUGAGGAUGAAACUGCCGGGCUAUCUGAUGGGUUAGAGUGCCUUUUGAGAAGAAAUCUAUGGAUACUGGAUUUGUUCCUGAUAAUGUAAUUUUAAAGGCUGUACCAAUCGUCUAAUAUGAAAUGUGGAAGAGAAUGAAGAGUAGCAGAAAACAAAAUAUCUAGCAAAAACAUAGGAAAUGUUUGAAAGCUUGGACUAGAAUUUCUUCUUGGUAUCAAAGAGACAAGUUUAUCACAGUAUUUUUUCCUGCUGACCUGUACUGUAGCAACAAUGUUAAGUGGCAUUUUCUUCUUAGUUUUUCAUAUCUUAAAGAAAAUAUACUCCAUAUCUAUAAUAUUGAAUAAAGUGAUUAUUU
Carlito syrichta (Philippine tarsier) is the source of this 792-nucleotide messenger RNA. RefSeq names its product oligosaccharyltransferase complex subunit OSTC-like. The transcript has 2 exons. Bases 1 to 474 code for a protein of 157 amino acids. The record is from RefSeq and is a predicted model, not a curated record. NCBI's taxonomy places the organism in Eukaryota, Metazoa, Chordata, Mammalia, Primates, Tarsiidae. Gene Ontology annotation, cellular component: oligosaccharyltransferase complex.